This is a messenger RNA of Paramecium sonneborni, 565 nucleotides long. Lineage: Eukaryota; Ciliophora; Oligohymenophorea; Peniculida; Parameciidae. The record is from the annotation of a GenBank genome assembly.
UUUGAAUAUUUGAUUUUAUUUAAUAAAAAUGAGUAUAUUGAGAAGAAUAUCAGAAAAUCGAAGAAUAUCUGAAAUGUAUAUUAAUUAUAACUGUGAUAGCUCUAGAGCUUCAACUGUGAUAAACUUUUAUAAACCAUUUACGGAUAGAAAAUUAUAACGUAUUUUGAUCUUAGAAUAUUUGGGAACAACGUUAUUCGGGAUAGGAUUAUAGUCAGCAAAGGAUGAUUUCUAAAUUUAAUUGGUGAUAUUCUUUUGUAAGUAUAUAAAAUUAUUAGAAAACAGCAAUGUUAUUUUCUGCAAGACAUAGUGGAGCACAUUAUCAUAUAGCAGUGACAUUAAUAUUAAUGUUUAGGCCUCAUUAUCCUAUAAAUAGAUUUAGAGGAGUGUUGUAAAUAUUAGUUGGCAUACUUGGCUUUAUGACAGGAGCUUAUUGUGGGUAUAAUAUAUUGAAUAAUUUGUUACCUAUUAACAGGUCAUAUUUCAAGUCCAAGACUUUAGAGCCAUGAAUAUAAUUGGAUUGUAUCUGAUCUUUUUGGAGAAAUAUUAGCGACAACAUCCUUUUAGU